This is a messenger RNA of Protobothrops mucrosquamatus (brown spotted pit viper), 1077 nucleotides long. It is a transcript of the gene CTSE, whose product is annotated as cathepsin E. The transcript is spliced from 8 exons. Gene Ontology annotation, biological process: proteolysis. Gene Ontology annotation, cellular component: endosome. NCBI's taxonomy places the organism in Eukaryota, Metazoa, Chordata, Lepidosauria, Squamata, Viperidae. The record is from RefSeq and is a predicted model, not a curated record. Gene Ontology annotation, molecular function: aspartic-type endopeptidase activity. The coding region runs from base 1 to 1077 and encodes 358 amino acids.
AUGACCAGUGGAUUACAAAGCAUUAAGCAUAUAGCUCCUUCCCUCCUCUCCAGAAUAACCCUGAAAAGACACCCAUCUUUGCGGCAAAAAUUGAGGGAACGUGGGCAAUUGGCUCAGUUUUGGAAGAAAUAUAAGGUAGACAUGAUACAGUACACUCAAGACUGCUCAGCCUUCCAAGAAGCCAACGAACCCCUCUUUAACUAUCUUGAUGUGGAAUACUUUGGACAGAUCUCCAUUGGAAACCCUCCACAGAGUUUUACUAUACUGUUUGACACUGGUUCCUCCAACCUCUGGGUACCAUCUGUUUAUUGUGUCAGCAAGGCAUGUGCUGAACACUCCAGAUUUCAGCCAUCAAAGUCCAGCACCUACACUGAAGUGGGUACUUCUUUUUCCAUUCACUAUGGCACUGGUAGCUUGACAGGAAUAAUUGGAAUGGAUCAAGUGACUGUUGAAGGACUCACCAUAGUAAAUCAACAGUUUGCAGAAAGUGUCUCUGAACCUGGUAACACCUUUCUGGAUGCAGAAUUUGAUGGGAUACUUGGUCUGGCCUAUCCAUCCUUGGCUGUGGAUGGUGUCACCCCUGUAUUUGAUAAUAUGAUGGCCCAAAACCUGGUGGACUUACCAAUAUUCUCAGUUUACAUGAACAGAAACCCUUAUUCUUCUAUAGGAGGGGAACUGAUUUUUGGUGGCUAUGAUGAGACCUAUUUCAGUGGAAACCUUAGCUGGAUUCCAGUCACUAAGCAGGGAUACUGGCAGAUCCAACUGGAUAAUAUCCAGGUUGGUGGAAAAGUUGCAUUUUGUGCAAAUGGAUGUCAGGCUAUAGUGGACACAGGAACAUCUCUCAUCACAGGCCCUUCUGAAGACAUAAAGCAAAUGCAAACAUUAAUUGGGGCACAGUUUAUAGAUGGUGAGGCCAUAAGUGAUGGGAUGAACAUGUGCACCAGUGGCUUCCAAGGUUUAGAUAUAGACACUACACCUGGUCCACUCUGGAUUCUGGGAGAUGUUUUUAUUGGCCAAUACUACUCUGUCUUUGAUCGAGGGAAUAACCAAGUGGGAUUGGCUCCAGCUGCCCCUUAA